Messenger RNA from Scaptodrosophila lebanonensis, 1759 nucleotides. Its product is annotated as UBX domain-containing protein 7. Gene Ontology annotation, molecular function: ubiquitin binding. Bases 90 to 1592 code for a protein of 500 amino acids. Gene Ontology annotation, biological process: proteasome-mediated ubiquitin-dependent protein catabolic process. Lineage: Eukaryota; Metazoa; Arthropoda; Insecta; Diptera; Drosophilidae. The record is from RefSeq and is a predicted model, not a curated record. Gene Ontology annotation, cellular component: nucleus. The transcript has a single exon.
CAUUUUCGUUUGUGCGACACAUUUUAAUUUAACAAAUUUGUAGUGUUUGAGCGUCCGUAUGAAAAUAUAAUAAAACAGCUUAAGGAAUUAUGUCCAGCAAUACGGCGAGCGCGAUUGAGCGCGUCGUUGAAGUUACAGCUUGCACUGAAGAGGAGGCCAAACACUAUUUAGGAGCAUGUGCCAACGAUGUUGAGGCUGCCGUGGCCCUUUUCUUCAGUGGCGAUGGAGCUACCGAUGCCGUACCAUCUUCUAGCGCCGCUCCAGCCAUGCCAUCAUUGGAUCUGGAUGAUGACGUACGAGCACCAAUAGCGCCAGUUCGUGAGCAACUUAUAUUGCCCGAAGAUGACAAUUUCUUUGCGUCCGAUGAGCCACCCACAGGGUCUUCAGUAAGCAGUCGUUUGUCACGCGUAUCACAGCGCGUCAAAGUUUGUCCAUUACGGGAUUUUGCACGCGAAGGUGCCCUGAUGGAGGAACAACUACAGGCUUCAGGCCUCUACUCGGAUCCCACCGCACACAGACGCAGGAGAGAACGGUCAGCCCAAAUGGUGGUUGCCGGCCAGGCUAUGGGUUUGCACAGCCGCCCUAAUUUUGCGGCGUCCGCCACAUCUCGCCUUGGGGAUCUCUUUCGCCCACCCACAGACAUACUCUACUCAGGUACGCUGACAGCGGCCAGAGAUUACGCCACCAAGCGCUUGCGCUGGUUGCUGGUCAAUGUGCAGAGCGACAACUUUCAGUCACAGGUCAUGAAUCGCGACGUCUGGUCAAGUAAAGAAUUAAAAAAACUGGUGCGCCGCCAAUUCACACUCUGGCAGGUGGACAACGAUACUUCAGAGGGUCGGCGCUUCGUAGCGUUCUACCACUGCGCUAAAUUGCCGUAUCUGUGCGUUAUAGAUCCUCGCACCGGCGAGGAGAUGUGGCACAGUCCGCAGCCAAACCAGGACAACGUUCUACCCGAUCUGAAGCAAUUUCUUCGGGACCAUCGCGAUUUCGCCGUAGAGGAUGCGCCCAGUACCUCGAAACGCGCUGCAGCACAGCUGGAGGAGGAUGAGGACAACAAUGAAGUUGAAACCUCUUGUUCAUCCCCAGCCAGUUCACGAGGAACUCCCAAAAAGCGUUCAAAACUUCUGGAGCUAACAGAGGAGGAGCAAUUGGCGCUCGCUAUAAAAAAUUCCAUGAACGAAAAUGGAGAUGCAGGUGGAACCAGUCGGGCAAUUACUAUUAGUGUCGAUGACAAUGGUAGCGAUAGCGAAAGUCUCGAGGGAAUCGUCGAGGAAGAGGAGCAGGUGGAGAAAAAGCCGAUAUCUUAUGAGACCCAGUUGGGCAAUUGCAAGGAAGAGCUGACCGCCUUGAAGCUCCGCCUUUUUAAUGCCACAGGCAACGAUGAGGUCGUCCAACUGCGCUGGCCAUCGGACACGAAGCUACAAACAUUGCGCCAAUACAUAAGUCAAACGCACAAGCACAUACCCUUGGAUAACUACAAGCUCAUAUGUGCGUUUCCUCGCAAAUCCCUAGAAGCGGAGCACAACAAUGCCACUCUUAAGGAACUCGGCCUGCACCCUUCGGCCAACGUCCAUCUGACCUUGGACGAGUAAAGCUUUCUCCAUAUGUGUUGUAGUGUGUGUAGGUUGCCAGUGGACAAGCCUAUAUUAUUUAUUUAAACGUUUUGUCGGUUCUCCCGCAUUCACUUCUAAUAAUCCUUGCUACCGUAAAUUUAAGUGCUACUGUUGAAUAAAUUAUACUAAGCAACAGCCAAAAACAA